AUGGAGUCGUUGAUGGAGCUCUGUGAUCUAAUCGCUCAAAACCCGGUUCAAUUUCCCGAUAAAAUCACGUGGAUUUGCAGCCGCUGCCCGCCGGCGGAGUCGCUGCUGGUUGGAUCGCCCGUGGUGUCGAGAUCGCAGCUCCACGCUGUACUCGCGGUGGCGCGCUUCCUCUCGAAGUGCCCGAGUUCCGAUCAGGAGGCCCCCAAAUCGCUGAUCCUCGCGUUCUACCGGUCGAUUCCUUCAUCCUUCGACGUCAAAUUCUGGCCGCAGGCGUUUCCGGUGGAGGCGAUUUCUUCUUUCUUCAACGAUUUCCUCAGUUACAUCUCGAAAGCGGCCGAGCUGUCGCCGGAGUUUGCUACGGAUGUAGCGGGCUUCACCGGGGAAGUUGUGAUGCAGACAAUAAGCAAUGCCGGGUCUGGCGUUUCUAGGGUUUUUUUGAACGCUUUGUGCUCGAAUUUCCCUCCAAUUCUGCCUCCCGAUGCGAACAAGUUGAUUACCAUUCUUCUGGAUCGGUAUGAUGUCGUGGUACCAUGCUUGCCGAGGGAGUUAAUCUCGCCCACGCCCGAUGCAGCUUCCUCUCAGAGCUCUCCCUUGAGUGCGAACCACUUUCAGUCUCCUAGUGCUGAGGCCAGCAUCGUCUCAGUUGACUCCAGCAGCCCAGCUUCAAAGGACGAUGCAUCGUCAUCAAGGGGGGUUGUGGUGAAUGGUGGCAGUAGCGUUGCAUGGAAAAGCAGCGGGGAGUUUUUUGGUGUUGGCCUUGCUCUCAAUGAUGGUGAGGGUGGUGUUGGGGGCGGUAGCUCGGCCUAUAAGAAAAUAGUGACAUUAUUUGAGGAAGAGCCCAUUGAGAGUCUUGAGAGACAAGAAAUUGUUUUUAAACUAAUAGCUCAUAUAUUCAGUAAGGUGGUUAUCGAUCAACAGCUCACGGAUCAGGUGAGAGGAAUAGCGAAAGAUCAACUCCAUUCGAUGCUUGCUUUCUUAAAGAUAAGGAAGCGCGAAUGGUCAGAGCAAGGACAGCUGCUGAAAGUUAGGAUCAACAAAAAAUUGUCUGUUUACCAAGCUGCUGCUAGGAUGCAAAUCAAGACCCUGGCAUCUCUUGACGCGGAGGGAAAGUCAUCAAAGAGAUUGUUGCAUGAAGCUCUCGCAUUGUUGAUAGAGGCUGCCGAGGCAUGCUUGUUCUGUGUGUGGCGCAAAUUGAGAGCUUGUGAGGAGCUAUUUGGCUGUUUGCUUUCUGGAAUUUCACAAGCUGCUGUCACUCGUGGCGGCCAGCUCCUCAGAGUUCUGCUCAUUCGUUUUAAACCCCUUGUGCUGGCUACUUGUGCUCAGGCGGACACUUCUUCCAGCAGCCUGGGUUCCAUGUUCGAAAGUAUCUUGAAAACAUGCUGUGAGAUAAUUGAUUUUGGAUGGGCUAAGGACCGGUCUCCUGUAGACACAUUUAUCAUGGGACUCGCCACUAGUAUUCGAGAAAGAAAUGAUUAUGAGGAAGAGGAAGGGAAAGAGAAACCCGCAGCUCCACCUGUUCAGUUGAAUGUAAUACAUUUGUUAGCUGAGUUGAACAUUUUUCUUAAGAAGCCUGAAGUUGUUGAUAUGAUAUUACCACUAUUUAUUGAGAGUUUGGAAGAGGGUGAUGCUUCAACCCCAUGCUUAUUGAGGCUCCGACUUCUUGAUGCUGUUUCUCGCAUGGCGAGUUUAGGUUUUGAGAAGUCUUACCGUGAAGCUGUAGUUUUGAUGACUCGUAGCUACUUGGGUAAGCUCUCUACGGUUGGCUCGGCUGAAAGUAAAACCCAAGUACCUGAAGCAACAACUGAACGCAUUGAGACCUUGCCUGCAGGAUUUGUAUUGAUUGCAAGAGGUAUUACCUGUAAUAAAUUGCGUUCAGAUUACCGUCACCGCUUGUUGUCCCUGUGCUCAGAUGUGGGCUUGGCUGCAGAAUCAAAAAGUGGAAGGAGUGGGGCAGAUUUUCUUGGACCUCUUUUACCUGCUGUGGCUGAAAUUUGUUCAGACUUUGAGCCUGGCGUAAAUGUGGAACCUUCACUCUUGAAGCUAUUCCGGAACUUGUGGUUCUAUAUUGCUCUCUUUGGGUUAGGACCUCCAAUACAGAAAACUCAGACUACGACAAAGUCAGUUUCAACUGCCCUCAAUAGUGCUGGCAGCAUGGGUACUAUUGCUCUUCAAGCUGUAGGCGGACCAUACAUGUGGAAUUCAUUAUGGUCAUCUGCUGUUCAGCGAAUUUCUCAAGGGACCCCACCUCUUGUCGUGAGCUCUGUCAAAUGGCUUGAAGAUGAGUUGGAGCUUAAUGCUCUUCACAACCCAGGUAGUCGGCGUGGGAGUGGAAAUGAGAAAGCCGCUGUGACUCAAAGAACUGCUCUCUCUGCUGCUCUGGGAGGGCGAGUGGAGGUUUCUGCAAUGAGUACAAUUUCAGGGGUGAAAGCAACCUAUCUUUUAGCUGUAGCAUUUUUGGAGAUAAUACGAUUUAGCAGCAAUGGUGGUAUUCUUAAUGGAGGCCCAGAAUUAAGUGCUUCUCGGAGUGCUUUCAGCUGUGUUUUCGAAUACCUAAGAAGUCCUAAUCUCAUGCCAGCUGUCUCCCAGUGUUUGACUGCCAUAGUCCAUCAAUCAUUUGAAACUGCAACAUCCUGGCUGGAGGAUCGGGCAUCUGAUACCGGGCCAGAGGCUGUUGUUAGAGAGUCUACUCUCUCUAUACAUGCCUGUUUCCUCAUAAAAAACUUGUCCCAGAGGGACGAGCAUGUACGAGAUAUAUCUGUUAGUUUGCUGACUCAAUUUAGAGAUAAAUUUCCUCAGAUAUUAUGGAAUUCUUCAUGUCUGGAUUCUCUGCUACUCUCAAUGCAUAAUGAUCCACCCUCUGCUGUAGUUAGUGAUCCUGCUUAUAUUGCUAAUGUCCGCUCUUUGUAUCAGAAGAUUGUUCGGGAGUGGAUAGUUGUUUCACUCUCACAUGCUCCAUGUACUAGUCAGGGCCUUCUUCAGGAAAACCUCUGCAAAGCUAAUACAUGGCAGCGAACACAGCCUACAGCCGAUGUGGUUUCUCUUUUGUCUGAGAUAAGGAUUGGUACAGGUAAAAAUGAUUGUUGGACUGGUACUAAAACUGCAAAUAUCCCUGCAGUCAUGGCUGCUGCUGCUGCAGCGUCGGGUGGAAACUUGAAAUUGACCGAUGCAUUCAAUUUGGAGGUUCUUGGUACUGGAAUGGUCAGUGCUACUGCAAAGUGUAAUCAUGCUGGAGAAAUUGCGGGCAUGAGAAGGUUAUAUGAGAGCAUUGGUGGCCUUGGUCAAUCUACUGAUGUUCUCAAUCUUGACCUUCCAGCUUUGGGGGCUUCUCCCAAAUCACAACCCAAGAAUGAAUCCUUCAAUGAGAUAUUGAUUUCCAAGUUCGUAAAGCUGCUUCAGAAGUUUGUUAAUACUGCAGAGAAAGGAGAGGAUGUAGACAAAUCAUCUUUUCGUGAAAUUUGUUCUCAAGCUACUGCAUUGCUUCUUUCUAAUCUGGAUUCAGAUUUAAAAUCGAACUCUGAAAGCUUUUCACAACUUCUACGUCUUCUUUGCUGGUGUCCAGCUUAUAUAUCCACAUCUGACGCUGUUGAGACCGGUGUGUAUAUCUGGACGUGGUUGGUUUCUGCUGCUCCUCAAUUGGGAUCUCUUGUCCUUGCUGAGCUAGUAGAUGCAUGGUUAUGGACAAUAGACACAAAGCGAGGCCUUUUUGCAUCUGAUGUAAGAUGCUCCGGACCAUCUGCAAAGCUGAGGCCCCAUCUUGCUCCUGGAGAGCCUGAGCCGCAACCCGAUAAGGAUCCUGUUGAACAAAUAAUGGCUCAUAGACUAUGGAUUGGAUUUUUUGUUGAUAGAUUUGAAGUCGUUCGGCACGAUAGUGUUGAACAGCUUUUGCUCCUUGGUCGAAUGUUGCAAGGAACAACAAAACUCCCCUGGAAUUUUUCGAGGCACCCGGCUGCUACCGGAACUUUCUUCACCCUUAUGCUUUUUGGCCUGAAAUUUUGCUCAUGUCAAACACAGGGUAACCUUAAGAACUUCAGAUCAGGGCUUCAGUUGCUAGAAGAUAGAAUAUACAGGGCAUCCUUAGGAUGGUUUGCUCAUGAACCGGAGUGGUUUGAUCUUAAUAACAAUAAUUUUGCUCAAAGUGAAGCUCAAUCGGUUUCAUUAUUUGUCCAACACCUUUUAAAUGAGCGUGUAGAGACAGCACAGAUUGAUCAGAAAGCACGAGGGACUGAAAAUGGUGGCUCUUUACUUGAUGUGAAGGAUCAAUAUCAUCCAGUGUGGGGUCAGAUGGAGAAUUAUGUUGUUGGACGAGAUAAGCGGAGACAGUUGCUGCUGAUGCUGUGCCAGCAUGAGGCAGACAGACUCGAGGUUUGGGCUCAACCAGUUGGAUCGAAGGAGAACGCUACUAAGCUCAAAAUUAGUUCUGAUAAAUGGAUCGAAUUUGCACGGACUGCCUUUUCUGUUGAUCCCCGUAUUGCUCUAUCACUGGCUGCAAGAUUUCGGGCAAAUGCGUCUCUGAAGAGUGAAAUCACUUUGCUAGUUCAAUCACAUAUAUUGGAGAUCCGCAGCAUUGCUGAAGCGUUGCCUUAUUUUGUCACCCCCAAAGCAGUGGAUGAAAAUUCAACACUCUUGCAACAAUUGCCACACUGGGCAGCUUGUUCAAUUACACAAGCAUUGGAAUUUCUUACUCCAGCUUAUAAAGGUCACCCACGAGUGAUGGCUUAUGUUCUCAGGGUAUUGGAGACAUAUCCACCUGAAAGAGUGACAUUCUUCAUGCCUCAGUUGGUACAAGCACUAAGAUACGACGACGGGAGGUUGGUUGAGGGUUACUUACUUAGAGCAGCACAAAGAAGUGAUAUUUUUGCCCACAUAUUGAUAUGGCAUUUGCAGGGUGAGACUUGUGUUCCUGAGUUGGAGAAAGAUGUCCCAUCUGCCACGACUAGUGCGUUUCAAGCACUACUGCCGGUUGUCAGACAACGAAUUAUUGAUGGUUUCAGUUCUAAAGCACUUGAUAUUUUCCAAAGAGAAUUUGAUUUCUUUGACAAAGUCACAUCCAUAUCUGGUGUUCUAUUUCCACUUCCAAAAGAGGAAAGACGAGCCGGCAUUAGAAGGGAGUUGGAGAAAAUUGAAAUGGACGGAGAUGACCUAUAUCUACCUACUGCUCCUACAAAACUUGUCAGGGGUAUUCAGGUUGAUAGUGGAAUUCCUCUACAAUCAGCAGCAAAAGUUCCUAUAAUGAUCACAUUUAAUGUGGUGGACCGGGAUGGGGAUCCAAAAGAUAUAAAACCUCAAGCUUGUAUAUUCAAGGUUGGAGAUGACUGCAGACAAGACGUUUUAGCUCUGCAAGUUAUUUCACUUUUAAAGGACAUCUUUGAAGCCGUUGGGCUUAAUCUCUAUUUGUUUCCUUAUGGAGUACUGCCAACUGGACCAGAGAGAGGCAUUAUUGAGGUGGUGCCAAAUUCACGAAGCAGGAGUCAGAUGGGUGAGACCACUGAUGGUGGUCUUUAUGAGAUUUUUCAGCAGGACUUUGGGCCUGUUGGGUCCCCAAGCUUCGAAGCUGCUCGUGAAAAUUUCCUCAUUAGCAGUGCUGGAUAUGCAGUUGCUAGCCUCUUGCUUCAACCUAAGGAUAGGCAUAACGGGAAUCUUUUGUUUGACAAUGUAGGCAGGCUCGUCCAUAUUGAUUUUGGUUUUAUUUUGGAAACUUCACCUGGUAAUAAUAUGCGAUUUGAGAGUGCCCACUUCAAACUGAGUCAUGAAAUGACCCAAUUACUCGAUCCAUCUGGGGUAAUGAAAAGCGACACUUGGUACCAAUUCGUACGCUUGUGCGUGAAGGGCUACCUUGCUGCACGCCGCUAUAUGGAUGGGAUAAUAAACACGGUCUUAAUGAUGAUGGACAGUGGGUUGCCUUGCUUCGGCAGAGGGGACCCGAUUGGGAAUCUUCGCAAGAGAUUCCAUCCGGAAAUGAGCGAUCGUGAGGCAGCUAAUUUCAUGAUCCGAAUUUGCAAUGAUGCCUAUAAUAAAUGGACCACCGCAGGUUACGAUCUGAUUCAGUAUUUACAGCAGGGCAUCGAGAAAUGA
Molecule: messenger RNA, 6072 nt
Organism: Striga hermonthica
Lineage: Eukaryota; Viridiplantae; Streptophyta; Magnoliopsida; Lamiales; Orobanchaceae
Source: the annotation of a GenBank genome assembly